Malania oleifera is the source of this 1403-nucleotide messenger RNA. Its product is annotated as probable E3 ubiquitin-protein ligase RHC1A. Gene Ontology annotation, molecular function: ubiquitin protein ligase activity. The transcript has 3 exons. Bases 236 to 1171 code for a protein of 311 amino acids. The record is from RefSeq and is a predicted model, not a curated record. Lineage: Eukaryota; Viridiplantae; Streptophyta; Magnoliopsida; Santalales; Ximeniaceae. Gene Ontology annotation, biological process: protein ubiquitination. Gene Ontology annotation, cellular component: cytoplasm.
CCCUGCCUCAAAGUCUAUCGGCCAGGCCUGUUUUCUCCUCCCCUGCUUAGGGCUCUCCUGUUCUCCCCGUUCCCCCUCUCCCUUUCUCUCUCUCUCGCUCUCGGCUCAGAAGUCGGAAGUUCCGCUCGUCUCUCUCUCGAUUUUCCGAAGAACUGUGGAACAUUGGAGAGUAAUUGGGAAGGGACUCGGUUUUCCCUUUGGAGUUGUUGAGGGAGAGGGUGAGGGAGAAGGAAGCAUGUCAGGUGUCAGGAACACCCAUUGGUGUUACAGCUGCAGGCGUCCAGUUCAUGUCCGAGGGCGUGAAGCAGUUUGCCCCAGUUGUAAUGGAGGAUUUGUUUUAGAACUUGAUGAUACAUCAAGCAUCAGCUCUCUAGAUUUCUCUGGCCUGGGUCAUGAUGACGAUCAUGGCCAGAGGUUCGGAAUCAUGGAAGCUUUUGCAGCUUACAUGAGACAGCGAUUAGAUGGGGAAAACCAUAACUAUGAUAUCAGGAGGAGAUCAUCAGGUUCCGCUCGUGAUCACGGUUCAGGGUUUGGUCCCCUCUUUGUUUUUGGUGGCCAGUUCCCUGUUAGGAAUGGUGGGUUUGAAGUUCUUUUUAAUGGCGCUCCUGGAAUUGGGAUUGCACGGGGUAAUGUUGCAGAUUAUUUUAUGGGUCCUGGACUGGAGGAACUGUUGGAACAGCUUGCUGUUAAUGAUCGACGAGGCCCUCCCCCAGCAUCAAGGUCUUCGAUUGAUGCAAUGCCCACUAUUAAGAUUACACAGAAGCAUCUUCGUUCAGAUUCACACUGCCCAGUUUGCAAAGAAAAAUUUGAGCUGGGGUCUGAAGCAAGGCAAAUGCCAUGUAACCAUAUCUAUCACUCGGACUGUAUAGUCCCAUGGCUAGUUCAGCACAAUUCUUGCCCUGUUUGCCGUCAUGAACUCCCACCACAGGGAUUGGGUGGUAGCCACGGUUGUCGAAGUUCAAGUGUUGGAAAUAGAAGUAGCAAUUACGGUAGUCGUGCCAAUGGAAGAGUCAACAGCAGGGAGAAUCAAAGCAGGCGGAACCCAUUCUCAUUUUUGUGGCCAUUCCGCUCAUCCAAUUCUGGCCACCGUAAUGGAACUGCUGGAAGCAGCUCAUCAGCCGAGCAUGAGGAUAACCGGCAUGUGGGAUAUUCUGGAUGGCCUUUUGACUAAGUCCAACUAAGCAGAUUGCUUCGACUGGAAGUGGUUUGAAACCUCAAGAGUCUGCGAAAGUUUAAAGUUAGAUGAAUGUGUGUGUUAACCCUCUUUCUAUGUAAAUGAUUUUUUCUAGUGUUUUCGUUCAGGUGAAUCAUCUGUUCUUGAGUGCCUCUGCCAUCUGUUUGUUGCUUUUUGGUGGUUAAGAGUCUGAACAUAGUAUGACAUAUUGCAUGUUCUUUGUUUUCUA